CGGGGGCUGGGCCCAGGCGCUGAGUACCGACCGAGCGACGGGCGCGGACCGCCGGCCGGGGACAGUAGCUGCACAGCGAGCGGUGGCGAUGGCGACCGCGAUGGCACCGACGGCGGUGGAGCGGGCGGUGCUGGAGGAGGAAUUCCGCUGGCUGCUGCACGACGAAGUGCACGCCGUGCUGAGGCAGCUACAGGACAUCCUAAAGGAAGCCUCUCUUCGCUUCACUCUGCCAGGCUCAGGCAUGGAAGGGCCUGCCAAGCAAGAGAACUUCAUUCUGGGCAGCUGUGGCACGGACCAGGUGAAGGGCGUGCUGACUCUGCAAGGGGACGCGCUGAGCCAGGCGGAUGUGAACCUGAAGAUGCCCCGGAACAACCAGCUGCUGCAUUUUGCCUUCCGGGAGGACAAGCAGUGGAAGCUGCAGCAGAUCCAGGAUGCCAGGAACCACGUGAGCCAAGCCAUUUACCUCCUCAACAACCGGGAUGAGAGCUACCAGUUCAGGACAGGAGCAGAGGUCCUUAAGCUGAUGGAUGCUGUGAUGCUGCAACUGACCAGAGCUCGCAACCGGCUGACCACCCCGGCCACCCUCACUCUGCCUGAGAUUGCCGCCAGUGGCCUCACGCGUAUGUUCACCCCUGCCCUGCCCUCCGACUUGCUGGUCAACGUCUACAUCAACCUCAACAAGCUCUGUCUCACUGUGUACCAGCUGCACGCCCUGCAGCCAAAUUCCACCAAGAACUUCCGCCCAGCUGGAGGCUCUGUGCUCCACAGCCCUGGAGCCAUGUUUGAGUGGGGCUCCCAGCGUCUGGAGGUGAGCCAUGUGCACAAAGUGGAGUCGGUGAUCCCGUGGCUAAAUGAUGCCCUGGUCUUCUUUACUGUCUCCCUGCAGCUCUGCCAGCAGCUCAAGGAUAAGAUCUCGGUGUUCUCCAGCUACUGGAGCUACAGGCCUUUCUAAGCAGAGCACCCAAGAGCCUGUCCCCCUGAGAAGUGGCCCCUACCCAGGGUGUCCCUGCCCCUACCAUACACACCCUGGAGUGCGGCCCAAGCCAGAGCCAGCACUACAGGCGAUUUACUUCCCUCCUUGCCUGUCCUGCCCGUCACAUUUGCACAGAUGGGAGUUGAACACUGGAACUUCUGGAAUGAAGGGAGGCUGACUUGCUUUUUGUUUUGGAUGGGGGUGGGUCAAGGAGGUGGGGUCAGGAGUUGGCCCACAUUCCAAUCCCUACCCUUUGGACUCAAGGUGGAGCCCAGCCCAGGGCUCUCCUUCCUCCCUGCUGAGCUGCCUGCCUGCUGAGCUGCCCCCAGGUGAGGGGCAGCUGCACUCCUCCUCCCGCUGGAAGGUGAGGAGUGGGUGGUGACCCUAAGCUGUGAGUUGGGAGGGAAGAAGGAAAGGGCAGACAGAAGCCACCUACCAUGAGCUGGGGUCCCUUGACUGUUUACUUAGCAAUCCUACCAGGGCCUCCAAGAAAUAAAGAUCAUCCAACUUUA
Messenger RNA from Eptesicus fuscus (big brown bat), 1485 nucleotides. It is a transcript of the gene ROGDI, whose product is annotated as rogdi atypical leucine zipper. Gene Ontology annotation, cellular component: RAVE complex. Bases 89 to 952 code for a protein of 287 amino acids. Lineage: Eukaryota; Metazoa; Chordata; Mammalia; Chiroptera; Vespertilionidae. The record is from RefSeq and is a predicted model, not a curated record. The transcript has 11 exons.